Molecule: messenger RNA, 1550 nt
Organism: Eucalyptus grandis
Lineage: Eukaryota; Viridiplantae; Streptophyta; Magnoliopsida; Myrtales; Myrtaceae
Product: probable prolyl 4-hydroxylase 10
Exons: 8
Coding region: 221-1105 (294 amino acids)
Biological process (GO): peptidyl-proline hydroxylation to 4-hydroxy-L-proline
Cellular component (GO): endoplasmic reticulum
Molecular function (GO): procollagen-proline 4-dioxygenase activity; iron ion binding; L-ascorbic acid binding
Source: RefSeq, a predicted model, not a curated record
GUCGUUAGGGACAUGGAAACAUUAGAUAAGAAGCACGCUGUACGUCCCCAAAACUUCAACGGCCUGCCGGCGCCACCUCUCGCGACAUCCCUGCAAUAAAAAUUUCAGACAGCAGACGCGCGAUCGAGUCUUCGAUUCCCCAGAUCUCUCUCUCUCUCUCUCUCUCUCUUUCUCUCUCUACGGAAAUCGAACUUGGCAUUCUCGCGAAUCGGCUUUCCGGAUGGCGAAGCAGAGGACCUCGCGAUUCCCGGGGCGCAGGGCGGCGGGCUCGCCGUCCUCGACCCUGAUCCUCACGCUGCUCCUCGUGUUCUCCUUCGUCGUGCUGAUCCUCCUCGCCCUCGGGAUCCUCUCGAUGCCCGGCGGCUCCUCCGCCGGCGGCGACCGGCGGAAGGCCAACGAUCUGGCCUCGAUCGUGAGGAACACCGUCGACAGGAGCAAGGGGGAUGAAGGUCGAGCGGAGCAGUGGGUGGAGGUCAUAUCGUGGGAGCCUAGAGCUUUUGUAUAUCACAACUUUCUGUCUAAGGAAGAAUGUGAAUACCUCAUUGAACUUGCAGCGCCUAACAUGGAGAAGUCAACAGUGGUAGAUAGUGAAACUGGGAAGAGUACAGAUAGCAGGGUACGCACGAGCUAUGGAACAUUUCUGGCGAGAGGACGUGAUAAAAUAAUUAGAGACAUUGAGAAAAGAAUUGCAGAUUACACCUUCAUACCUGUAGAGAAUGGAGAAGGACUUCAAGUUCUGCACUAUGAAGUUGGGCAGAAGUAUGAGCCACAUUUCGAUUACUUCCUUGACGAAUAUAAUACCAGGAAUGGUGGUCAGCGCAUGGCUACACUUCUCAUGUACCUUUCAGAUGUUGAGGAAGGAGGUGAGACAGUAUUUCCUGCUGCCAAAGGGAAUUUCAGUUCUGUUCCUUGGUGGAAUGAGCUAUCUGAUUGUGGGAAGAAGGGUUUGUCUGUUAAACCAAAGAUGGGGGAUGCCUUGCUCUUCUGGAGCAUGAGACCUGAUGCCACAUUGGAUGAAUCUAGUUUGCACGGUGGUUGCCCUGUGAUUAAGGGUAAUAAGUGGUCAUCUACCAAAUGGAUGCGUGUCCAUGAGUACAAGGUCUGAAUUAUCGUACGGAAGGAGGGACUACUUUCGGUCCUUAGAGCACAGCUGAUCACUUUGACCGCUCCAGUACAUUGUCCUACACUUGCAUGUUCUAAUGAAGUUCGUGAUGUGAUGCUGUUAUCAUACUGGAAAGAAGUCUAAGAUGAAUCAUCAUUCUUUUGUCUCAGAUCACUUAUGGUCCUGUGCGAGCAGACAAUCCUUCCAUGUUGUAGAUCUUGGUUCAUUACCUUUGUGCUGACUGCGACUACUUUUCUUGUUGUAACUUGAGAUAGAGCUGUAGAACAGACACAGGGAAGAUAAGUUCUGUUCCUUUUUCUUCUUUUUUUUCUUCUUUUUUUGGUUAAAUUAAAAAAUUUCUCUUAGAAGGAACUGUAGUGCUUGAGAUGCUGACGAGAAUGACCGAGAUUACAAAUGCGAGGUGUGAUAUUCUUUCUUCUUUUGUAUC